UGUCAACAUGUCAUGCAUCGUAAUGUAAUCGUAAUGCAUCGUAAUGUAAUUUAUCCCAGUUAUGAUACUGUAACCGUCGAAUGCAAUUGUGAGGGCUAUAUCAGAGAACAGAAAUAAUUCAAUAAUAUGAAACAUUGGUGAAUGUUUGAAAGAAGAAUACUAUUUUCAGCCUUCAGCGACUUUUAUUUGAUGAGGAACAUUUAUUUUCACCACGUCCUUUCCAUGUAACAUUGUGGAACGAUUCAACCAGUUUCAACGUCAACGUUACCCCUGAACUCAACUUGCAAUAAUGGCAAGCUGCAUGAAUUGGCAUGGUAAACGAGUUACAAUGGAUUAACUGAGAGAGGGGAGCAAGCCCGGAGGAUAGGGGCCUUCAUUCUACCAUGGCCUCAGAACUCCAUGAGACAAUAUGUAUGGCAAAGCAGGAACGCCACAAGAAUUUGUUUCUCAAUUACAGGAAUCUGAACAACUUUCCUGUCGAACUUCUGAAAGAUGAGGGACUGCAGUUUUUGGAAAGACUUUACAUGAAGAGGAACUCCCUUACAAGUUUGCCUGACAAUCUUGCACAAAAACUUCCAAAUCUGAUCGAACUGUAUUUGCACUCAAACAAUAUUGCCAUCAUUCCUGAAGCUAUAGGAAAUUUAGCCAAGCUACAGUCCCUGGAUCUGAGUGACAAUGCCCUACAGGUUAUAUGUCCUGAGAUUGGUCGGCUGAGGUCUUUACGCCACUUGCGAUUGGCCAACAACCAGUUGAAGUUCCUUCCUCAAGAGAUCGGGGAUCUGCGUGAGCUGGAGACCCUGGACGUGUCCAUGAACCUGCUAAGCUCUCUGCCCGAGCGGCUCCACCAGUGCCUGUCCCUGCAGUGCCUGACGGCCGACCGGAACAACCUGCGCUGCCUUCCGCGCCAGCUCUGCCAGCUGCACAGCCUCAACGAGCUCUCCAUGGCCGCCAACUGCCUGGCCUCGCUGCCCCUCGAUCUCGGGCGCUCACGGGAGCUGCAGUUUGUCUUUGUGGACAACAACAUUCACCUGAAAGGCCUUCCAUCCUACCUGUACAACAAAGUCAUCGGCUGCAGCGGAUGUGGGCUGUCAGCGCAGGUGUCUGAUGUGAAGCUGGUCACCCUGGCGCUGGGGGAGAUGACCGUGACCCUGCCGGUGGAAGUGAAGGCCAUUGGCUCGGAGCUGGAUCAGGUGGUGCCCCUGGAGGAGCUGGCCAUGAGGGCCCUGCACAGCAUGUACAACGGCCCCCCAAAAGGUGUGAAGAUCCUGCCUCCCAUCCUGUUGCCUAAGAGCCUGCUAGACCUCCUGCAGUGCCCGCUGGGACACUGCCACCGCUGCAGCCAGCCCAUGUUUACCAUCGUCUACCCCAAGCUCUUCCCCCUGCGCGAGACGGCCCUGGCGGGCGUCCACAGGAGAACCACAGUGAGUUUUGUGGCAUAUUGCUGCUCCAGUCAGUGUUUGAGGACAUUUGACCUGCAGGGAUGACAAGCGUAGGUGUGGCGCCCUCUCCCUCCCUCCUGUUCUCCUCUCAGUGCACUGAAGGCUGCCCUCAUCCACAUGAAGGGAACGGAGGAUUGUGUUUUUCUCCCACUCUCUACGGCUGCUACAGCUAAACGGACUACAGAGAGCAGAUGCUACACUUAUCUUGUCCCACAAACCACUUAUGAAGGAGAAGGCCCCAGCAAAGGGACACGGGGCCAACGAUGGCGAUGAAUGUCACAACCCCUCCCCCCCCCCCACCACACACACACACACACAC
Alosa sapidissima (American shad) is the source of this 1758-nucleotide messenger RNA. It is a transcript of the gene lrrc28, whose product is annotated as leucine rich repeat containing 28. The record is from RefSeq and is a predicted model, not a curated record. The coding region runs from base 384 to 1484 and encodes 366 amino acids. NCBI's taxonomy places the organism in Eukaryota, Metazoa, Chordata, Actinopteri, Clupeiformes, Clupeidae. The transcript is spliced from 10 exons. Gene Ontology annotation, molecular function: protein binding.